Messenger RNA from Meleagris gallopavo (turkey), 5282 nucleotides. The record is from RefSeq and is a predicted model, not a curated record. NCBI's taxonomy places the organism in Eukaryota, Metazoa, Chordata, Aves, Galliformes, Phasianidae.
UUUCUUUCUUUUCUCCUAGGAUCCUGCAGGAAUCUUUGAGUUGGUGGAGCUUGUUGGCAAUGGCACAUAUGGGCAGGUGUAUAAGGGUCGUCAUGUUAAAACAGGACAGCUUGCUGCUAUUAAGGUUAUGGACGUCACCGGGGAUGAAGAGGAAGAGAUCAAACAAGAAAUUAACAUGUUGAAGAAGUACUCUCACCACCGAAAUAUUGCUACAUAUUAUGGUGCUUUUAUUAAGAAGAACCCACCGGGAAUGGAUGAUCAGCUCUGGCUGGUGAUGGAGUUCUGCGGCGCGGGCUCCGUCACCGACCUCAUCAAGAACACAAAGGGGAACACUUUGAAGGAGGAGUGGAUUGCCUACAUCUGCAGAGAGAUUUUAAGGGGCUUGAGUCAUCUACACCAGCACAAAGUAAUUCAUCGAGACAUCAAGGGACAGAAUGUAUUGCUGACGGAAAAUGCAGAAGUUAAACUAGUGGAUUUUGGUGUCAGUGCUCAGCUGGACAGAACAGUGGGCAGGAGAAAUACCUUCAUUGGAACGCCUUACUGGAUGGCCCCUGAGGUCAUUGCUUGUGAUGAAAAUCCUGAUGCCACUUACGACUUUAAGAGUGACUUGUGGUCUCUGGGGAUAACAGCCAUAGAGAUGGCAGAAGGCGCUCCCCCUCUCUGUGACAUGCACCCCAUGAGAGCCCUCUUCCUCAUCCCCCGCAACCCAGCCCCAAGGUUGAAAUCCAAGAAGUGGUCUAAAAAGUUUCAGUCUUUCAUUGAGAGCUGCCUGGUGAAGAACCACAGCCAGAGACCGACGACGGAGCAGCUGAUGAAGCACCCCUUCAUCAGAGACCAGCCCAACGAGCGGCAGGUCCGCAUCCAGCUCAAGGACCACAUUGACAGGACGAAGAAGAAGCGAGGAGAAAAAGAUGAGACAGAAUACGAGUACAGUGGAAGUGAGGAGGAGGAGGAGGAAAAUGACUCUGGAGAGCCCAGCUCCAUCCUGAACCUGCCUGGCGAGUCCACGCUGCGUCGGGACUUCCUGAGGCUGCAGCUGGCCAACAAGGAGCGCUCGGAGGCCCUGCGCCGGCAGCAGCUGGAGCAGCAGCAGCGGGAGAACGAGGAGCACAAGAGGCAGCUGCUGGCCGAGCGGCAGAAGCGGAUCGAGGAGCAGAAGGAGCAGAGACGAAGGCUGGAGGAGCAGCAGCGGCGGGAGAAGGAGCUGCGCAAGCAGCAGGAGCGGGAGCAGCGGCGGCACUACGAGGAGCAGAUGAGGCGGGAGGAGGAGCGGCGGCGUGCCGAGCACGAGCAGGAGUAUAAGCGCAAGCAGCUGGAGGAGCAGAGGCAAGCAGAGCGGCUGCAGAGGCAGCUCCAACAGGAGCGGGACUACCUGGUGUCCCUGCAGCAGCAGCAGCAGCAGCAGCGGCAGGACCAGAGACCAGCGGAGAAGAAACCGCUCUACCAUUACAAAGAAGGGAUAAAUGCCAGUGAGAAACCAGCGUGGGCCAAGGAGGUGGAGGAGCGCUCCCGACUCAACCGACAGAGCUCGCCGGCGAUGCCACACAAGGUGGCCAACAGGAUUUCAGAUCCCAACCUGCCUCCUCGCUCAGAGUCCUUUAGUAUUAGCAGUGUGCAGCCGGCGCGGACCCCACCCCUGCUCAGACCCGUGGACCCGCAGAUUCCACAUCUGGUCACUGUGAAAUCCCAAGGAAGCUCCUUGUCUGGGUCUCAGUCACUGCAUGAACAGCCUGCAAAGGGGAUGGCUGGGUUUCAGGAGGCUCUGACGGUGACCUCUCACCGCACUGAGAUGCCAAGGCAGAACUCGGACCCCACCUCAGAAAACCCUCCUCUGCCCCCUCGCAUUGAAAAGUUUGACCGAAGUUCUUGGUUACGGCAGGAGGAAGACAUUCCACCAAAGGUGCCUCAGCGAACCACUUCCAUAUCCCCGGCGCUGGCAAGGAAGAACUCCCCAGGCAAUGGCAGUGCCCUAGGACCCAGGCUGGGCUCCCAGCCCAUCCGGGCAAGCAAUCCAGACCUGAGGAGGACGGAGCCCAUCAUUGAGAGCCCUCUGCAGAGGACCAACAGUGGCAGCUCCUCCAGCUCCAGCACACCCAGCUCCCAGCCCAGCUCCCAGGGCGGCUCCCAGCCGGGCUCCCAGGCUGGCUCCAGCGAGCGCAACAGAGUCAGAGGAAACGUCAAACCCGAAGGCUCCCCCGUGCUCUCCCACGAGCCCCCUAAGAUCAAGCAGGAAGACAACCGAGAUGUGACACGACCAAGCCGACCCGCUGAUCUGACGGCCUUAGCCAAAGAACUGAGGGAGCUGCGCAUUGAGGAGACCAAUCGCCCUCUGAAGAAGGUGACAGACUACUCUUCCUCCAGCGAGGAGUCAGAGAGCAGCGAAGAAGAGGAGGAAGAUGGGGAAAAUGAGACGCACGAUGGGACCGUGCCUGUCAGUGACAUCCCAAGGCUUAUACCAACAGGAAUUCCUGGAAGCAAUGAGCCAUACAACCUGGGAAUGGUGACAACCCACGGUCUAGAGACUUCCCAUGCAGAUACGUUUAGCAAUAUUUCAAGGGAAGGGACUUUAAUGGUGAGAGAGACCUCUGGUGAAAAAAAGCGUUCUGGCCACGCAGCCAGCAAUGGCUUUGCAGGCCACAUCAAUCUCCCUGAUCUGGUGCAGCAAAGCCACUCGCCUGCAGGCACACCGACCGAGGCCCUGGGGCGAGUCUCCACGCAUGCGCAAGACAUGGACUCGGUGCCUGAAUAUGGAAUGGGAAGUAGCACCAAAGCCUCUUUCACCCCCUUUGUGGACACCAGAGUGUAUCAGACCUCACCUACCGAUGAAGAUGAAGAUGAGGAUGAAGAGUCAUCUGCUACUGCACUGUUCACCAGCGAGCUGCUCAGACAGGAGCAGGCCAAGCUGAACGAAGCCAGGAAGAUCUCCGUGGUGAACGUGAACCCCACCAACAUCCGUCCCCACAGUGACACCCCAGAGAUAAGGAAGUAUAAGAAGCGCUUCAACUCGGAGAUACUGUGUGCUGCUCUGUGGGGUGUAAAUCUGCUGGUGGGCACAGAAAAUGGCCUGAUGCUGCUGGACCGAAGUGGGCAAGGGAAGGUCUACAACCUAAUCAACAGACGGCGGUUCCAGCAGAUGGACGUACUCGAGGGCUUGAAUGUCCUCGUGACAAUAUCAGGAAAGAAGAACAAGCUGCGAGUAUAUUAUCUCUCCUGGCUGAGAAACAGGAUUUUACACAACGACCCCGAAGUAGAGAAGAAGCAGGGCUGGAUCACGGUUGGGGAUCUGGAAGGCUGCAUCCACUACAAAGUUGUGAAAUACGAAAGAAUCAAGUUCCUGGUGAUUGCCUUAAAGAAUGCUGUAGAGAUCUAUGCUUGGGCUCCUAAACCAUAUCACAAGUUUAUGGCAUUUAAGUCUUUUGCAGAUCUCCAGCACAAACCGCUGCUUGUCGAUCUCACGGUAGAAGAGGGUCAGAGACUCAAGGUUAUCUUUGGCUCACACACUGGUUUCCAUGUGAUUGAUGUAGAUUCUGGGAACUCUUACGAUAUCUAUAUACCAUCUCACAUUCAGGGCAAUAUUACUCCUCAUGCCAUUGUCAUCCUGCCUAAAACAGACGGGAUGGAGAUGCUUGUGUGCUACGAGGAUGAAGGUGUUUAUGUGAACACCUACGGACGGAUAACUAAAGAUGUGGUGCUCCAGUGGGGAGAAAUGCCUACUUCUGUGGCCUACAUUCAUUCCAAUCAAAUAAUGGGCUGGGGAGAGAAAGCUAUUGAAAUUCGGUCAGUGGAGACAGGACAUUUGGACGGAGUAUUUAUGCACAAGCGAGCUCAAAGAUUAAAGUUUCUAUGUGAAAGAAAUGAUAAGGUAUUUUUCGCGUCGGUCAGAUCCGGAGGAAGCAGCCAAGUAUUUUUCAUGACCCUCAACAGAAACUCCAUGAUGAACUGGUAACAGAAGAGCCCUUGGCACUUACCUUCGUGGCAUUAUUUCUAAUUUAAAGGACAUUAAACACGUGGACUAACACUGUAGAGGCAGAUGCGGAGGGCCCUGAGGAUCACCGCUCCCCACGCUCCCCUGCCGCCCUGGGGAGGGCUCAGCACGCACCCCGCGCGUGGCUUGGGAUAGGGAAACCACCUCUGGAGGUCUCCCCAUUACGCUGUGUUAUAGUGGGUUAUGAGGUUUUUUCUUUUCUUUCUUUCUUCUUUUUUUGUUCUGUUUUGUUUUGGGUUUUUUGUUCGUUUUUGUUUUUUUCUUCCCAGCUUUUCUUUGUCCCCUACUUUGUAAGAACGGGGAAAGAAACCGUGUCAAAAAGUCUGUUUUUAAUUCUGUCUGCCUGCUAGCAUCAAAUAUAUAGUAUGUUGUAAAGUUACCAAUUAAAUCUGGUGAGAGACAGCACAAUAAAUGUACCUUUUAUCUUUGUGAUGAAGGCCAUAACCGUAUAGCUGGGUAAUUUUAGAAAUCUUUUGCCUUCACCAACAUUUACAUGUUGCUUUUGGCAGCAACGGCUUAACAGAUUUUUAAAGAAGAGAAAAAUAAUAGGUUUUUUUCCCCUCUUUUGGGAAAUGGAUUUUAAAUGGCUAAACUACUAGCCUUAGACUAAUAAAAAUCAGCUACCAUUUUUGUCAAGUCUGUCCAUCCAUAUUUCUAUAUGGAUCUUCACAUGAUGCUGUGUCGUGAUAGGGACAGCGGUGCCGUUUGAUGCCGGCGGGAGAGGGCUGGGAUGGAGGGGGCUGGGGGGCCUUGGGCACCCAUCCCACGGAGGGGCAGCCGGCCUGGGGACGGGCACAGAGCGAGCCGCCCGCUGUGCUGCUGAUCGGGCUUGUAAAGAGCUUAACAAUAUAUAUGUGUGUGGUUCCUUCGGCCAAGGGUCUGAAUCUAUACUCGUUUUCUGCCCCCUCCCACCCCCCGUGCUCCCUACGAAUUACCCAACAUACAGUGAAAGACGACAUCUGUGCCGAAAUGUGUGUGUGUUUAGUUGGGGUUGAAUCGUGUCCUUAUAAACUCUGCUCAGUUGAUUUACGUUUCAGUGCGUAUCUGGGGUUUUCUUUCUCAGUAGCUGCAAGCAUGGCCGCUGUGGUAUUGGGGUGUCGCAUAACAAGGUCUGUGUUGCUGGUUUUAACCUACCUCGUUUUGUUUGGGUUUUUUUUCGUUUUUCUUUUCGUUUUGUUCCGUUGUUUUGCUGUUGAUCACAGCACUGUUACCUCCAGCGACAUAUAGAGAGCUUAACUGGCAAUCUUGGUGUACUCAGUAACGAUGGCUUUAUUAAAAAAUGAUUAAAUCAACAGGA